AUGUCGAGUCACGGAGAUCAUCCCACCAAGUCGCAAUCCAGCGUGCCUCCUAAGUCGCCUGGACAUGACCAGCUGCCUCCUUGGAAAAAGGUGACCGACACCUCCAAGAGAUUCGUCAAGCGCGAUCCCCAACUGGCGCCGCUGGGAGCCAUUCGCGACAUGUUCAUGAACGCACUCUCUAUUCCAUUGACAGUGCUCGGCACGGUCGGCCUCUAUCUCUACUUUUCGCGCUCGAAAGUCUCCGAGGCCGCGCGCGAGGGCAAAGGAGCCACAUUUCCCAAGCACAAAGAUGCCAAAGCGUCCGGUCGAGGCUCCGACGCACCUGUGGUUACCGGCGACGCGCCCGCCCGACCCAAAGGCGCGUACUAUGCCGAGUCCGGCUCCGCCCCUGGAGGAGUCGCCCUACUGCUCUAUCCGCACCUGGACAAACCGGAGCGGGAGAACCUCGAGAACCUCACCGUGCCCCGAAACGAAGGGAUCUUUGGCAAGACCAUGAAGCAGGCGGCGGUAGCCGAUCAGAUGCAGAAGAACCGCGACGCUGAAAGGGACCUCAAGGGCCAGGAAGACUUUCCUCGAGGAAGGAAGCCCAGGGAGGAGGGCGACUCGCUGCUGACCAGCAACGAGAAAUUGGCAAUUCUGCACCGCGAGAAGCACGCUCCCUAG
Kalmanozyma brasiliensis GHG001 is the source of this 663-nucleotide messenger RNA. RefSeq lists its product as uncharacterized. The transcript has 3 exons. NCBI's taxonomy places the organism in Eukaryota, Fungi, Basidiomycota, Ustilaginomycetes, Ustilaginales. Bases 1 to 663 code for a protein of 220 amino acids. The record is from RefSeq and is a predicted model, not a curated record.